AGUCAAUUUAUUUAAAAAUGACACAUGCUUGUACAGAUGUGACCACUUAGCUUCAUAAGAAACCAGUGCCACUAAUAUAACAUUUAAGGAGCAAAAUGUGCUACAGUCACACAACAAACACAAACACAAGUGCACUAACAAACCAGAAAAAAAGCUUUUAUUCCAUAAGAGAUCAUAUUCAAGACAAAUUCAGUGCAGCUGGAACUUCAUUUUUGCUUUUUACAAUGUAACGUGUACAUAAAUGCAGCCUUUUCCAAUGAAGAACGCUACUGACAUAAAAACGACCAAAACCUUUGGAAUUUUUGAAACAACUGUAGCCUACAGUAUCAGAUAAGAAAGACUCAUCUUUAACCCGGUCAAAUACAUGAGAUAAACAAAUUAUUGCUGUCUCUCCCUUGUCAGAGUGCACUGACUUGUUUGCUUGAAAGCCCUGACACAACAGGGACAUUUUGGUGUGUAGAAGAACAAAAGACAGCUGCACAAAGUGUAGUUGUGACAACAACACAUUUCUGACCUGGCUCAUGCAGAUGAUCUGGUAUAAACACCACAGGCUUUCUAUUUAGUUUGGAUCACUUUUAGAAAAGAAAGUAUAAGGGUGUUUUGGGGGGCUGCCUAAUUUACUGCUAACCAAGACUCUUCAGUCUGUUAUACAGCUUCAUAGUGGGGAUUGUAAAAUGUGUUAGUUCACUAUUACAUUUAGAGACAUUAUACAUACACCUGGCUUUUCUUCUUCAUUGUCUAUGUGUAAUGUUUUUUCUGAAUAAAGGGUUACAACAAAUUGUAACAUUCAAAUAAAAACAUUUAAUGGAGUCAGUUUGUCAGUUGUGAUAGCCACCUAAAAUCUAACCAGGCACCAAGAUCAUUAAAGUACCCGAGUUAGGGCUCUGAAUUGCACUUAAAUAUCCAUCCAUUAACCUUAUUGAACACACAGGUAGUUGUGUUAGUAAUGGACAACACUCCAGUUACAGACAGGGAAAACAACCUGGGGGGUGUAAACGUGGAAAAAUAUGAAACCUGACCUUUGGAUAGUUUAGCUUCAAACACUGAUCAAACGCACAUAUAGUGAUUUAUGGUCAAAAUCAUUUGGAUCACAGUUUGUGAAUAUAUUUUCUGUGAUUAUCUUCCUCUGGGUGACUGUGGAUAUCAGAGAUAAAUGUAAUACCUCACUAUAGUUUAAGACCUCCACACACAUAUAAAUACAUUUUAGACUGAUUCUUUUGGGAAGGUUUCAGUUGACAGAUAGCACAGAUAGAGGCUAUUCUAGGAUUUUGUAUUUUACAAUUGGAGGCCCCAUAGUCAUCAAUCAUCAAUGAAUCAUCAAAUCAAGGUUGAUGGGAUUUCACUCCUGAGAAGAAUUAACGAAUUAUUACAAAACAAAAAUUACAUGAAAUGAAAUCAAAUGUUCAUUGUAAAAUUAAGACCUCAUAAAAGUAAAUUUAAAUUGAUCAGAGUCUCCCUCCACUCAAAAAUGUGUUUCGCAUUUUGUUACUUCACAUGCAUGUUUUAUCUUCACUGUGCAGUAUAAUGUAUGUGCAGUUUUUGACACUAGAAGACUGUUAGAAAUGAGGAACUACUUCUUGGAACCUGUGUGGUACAUCAAAUGUGGUUCCGCAGCAAUUAUGGAACAGAAAGUGAGAAGGUUUCAGUCUCUGGCAAACAAAUUCUCCCAUGUCUGGCCAAUCUAGGCUUUUUUUUUUUUUAAAUAUAGCUAUAGGCCUACAUACAGUACUUCUUGGCCAUGUUAUCUUUGUAGGUUGGAAGCUGUUAUCAAUAAAUGUACAGUUAAAUAGAUAUAUCUCUAUUUCCCACCUUCAGUUUACACAUGACACACUGAAAGACACUUUUGAAAGCAUGAGGCAAGAUAAACAUGACAUGAGGACAUCUGAGGACAGCUGAACAAUCACAAAAGAUAGCCUAUGAAAAUCCUCUCAUUGGGUCACCACCAGCCAAGACAGAGACUUGUAUGUUUAGACAGCUUGAUGUUUGAAGUCCAGGGGGCUAUCAUCCUGGGUCUUUUUACGCAAUACUUACUGACUGCACCACUAUCUAGCCCUAUAAAAGCAGCCGUAACUUCACUGAAAGUUAGAUGCGCUUCGGGUUGUUUUUGCCAUCUCUACCUUUAAUCUUGUGUCUCUCUCUGGAACACGAAAAUGUAUGCAGCCAUCACGCUCUUCGUCCUCAUGUGCUUGACUGCCACCACCCAUGCAGAGCACCAUCAGCCUUGCCAUGCACCCAAUAUGACAGGAUUCAUGACUGUGAUAUCCCUAAAGGGUGAGAUUAGAGCAUUUGGUGCGUUCACUUACGAGUCAAUGGGCAAGAAACUGCGCUUCAGAUCAAACGAGAGCCACCCCACGAACACAUCACUAGGUCUGGAUCUACUGAUGUUUUUUGAAGAGGGGGUAUUCUACGAGAUUGACAGCAAAAACCAGAGCUGUGAGAAAAAGUCGUUGCAAUCAACCCUGGAACCGCUAGAUAUUCCCGAUGAUGCCACGUUUUUGUCUACGCUACACAGUGGGAGUCCAUCCAUUGAAGGGGAGGGAUUAAAGAUCAACGCGUGGACAGGAUCAAUGCCAGAAUUGAAAGGCCACUACAUCAUGUCUGUAACCAUGGGAUGUUUGCCUGUGAGCACACUCUACUUCACUGAGUCCACAUCAUUCUUAAUCAGCAACACGGAUGUUGAACUCGAGAUCAAGGACCCCGAUCUCCUCGUGGUCCCCUCCUUUUGUCUCGGACUGCCUGUGGAGGAGACACCUGAAGGGACAGUAAAUAGUUUCCUCAAUGAGUUCAUGUAGAUGAAGCCUCACCAUGCAGCAGAAAAUCAAACCCCUAUCCAAGCGUGGCCUGCCAGAACUUUUAGACUUUUCUCUCCUUUUUCACGUGUGACCUGAGUUCUUUGUGUGUCACUGCACUGCCUCACACCUGUUUGAUCUUCCACUCCCCAAUGAAGAUAUGGCUUUGAAGGGAUCAUACUGUAUACAUACGUUUUCAUUUAAGGAAAGAAAGGUGACAUGGAUUAUAGAAUUAGUUAUAAUUACUAACAGUUGGUGGAUUUUCAAGUUGGAACUGCUUACAAAACCUGUAAGAUAUGAUUAAUGGAACAAUAAAAUGUCAAAGCUGUCAAUGGUGUGAAGAGUACUUUUUUCAGCCAAGAUUAUUUCCUGAUGAAGUGUUUGAUUUUGGCUUGACUGUGUACAGUAACCAACCAUUUCAGAACUGCGUGGCUGGAUUAAUCCACUAGGGGGGCCUCGGGCAAAAAGUACCUGCUAUGCCCAAAUUGAUGCCAUGUGCUCUCCACUCUCUGUGGCUUGUACAGACCUAUCAAAUACAGUGUAAACAGCAGACUACACCCUGCAGCUCAGCUGUGUUUCUCAGAGAUUCAGUGGCAAUUAGUUUUUGGUCAUUUUAUUUAACACCAUUUUGAGAAUAUGCAACACAAACACAAUAUCUGCUAAAACAAAAAUAUUUAAACUGACAGUUCAAGAAAUCAUUGUCUCCAAAAGA
This is a messenger RNA of Thunnus maccoyii (southern bluefin tuna), 3501 nucleotides long. RefSeq names its product ependymin (gene epd). Gene Ontology annotation, cellular component: lysosome; extracellular region. Gene Ontology annotation, biological process: cell-matrix adhesion. Bases 2151 to 2792 code for a protein of 213 amino acids. The transcript is spliced from 6 exons. The record is from RefSeq and is a predicted model, not a curated record. Lineage: Eukaryota; Metazoa; Chordata; Actinopteri; Scombriformes; Scombridae. Gene Ontology annotation, molecular function: calcium ion binding.